AUGGGUAACAGAAUUUCUUAUAACAAAUUUAACAAGAAUAAAAAUAACAAAAACCAUGAUGAUUCUGGUAGUAGCGGCAGGAGUAGUAUCAAUGAUGAAUCAUAUCAAUAUGUUAAUGGAAGAAGAUAUUUAAAGGAUUGUAACAGAUAUAUGCUACCGAAUGAUGAUGAAGAAAUUGAUAGGUUACAAUCACAGCAUUAUUUACAUUGGCAAAUAUGGAGAUCAAAUUUCUCGUCCCCAAUUGAAACAAUCUUGAAAUUAGGUGGGGUUGAGGUACUUGAUGUCGGAUGUGGGUCAGGAUUAUGGUCGUUGGAGAUGGCUGCACUCUACCCUUUAUCCAACUUCACAGGGAUAGAUAUCGCGCCUCAAUAUCCAAUGGACACCCAUCCCUUGAACACAACGUUUGAAUCAGUUGACAUUACACGAGGUUUACCCUAUCCGGAUCAUAGAUUCGAUUUUAUUCACGUUAAAGUUUUAUUAUCCUAUAUACCUGAAAAACAUAUGAAAUUGGUAAUCAAUGAAUUAAUGAGAGUUUUAAAACCCGGUGGAUGGUUAGAAAUUAUGGAUUAUGGUGAUAUCAUUAAUCCCGGUCCUGCUUUUACAACCUUUUAUAACGCAUUUGUAGCGUUAUGGAGUCAACGCGGUAUCAACGUUUAUUUGUGCAGGGAGUUGGAAAAACUUUUACCUAAAUACGGAUUGGUUGAUGUUCACUUUGAAGAAAAGGUAACAAAGUUCGGAAAGAAAGGUGGACCUGUUGGCGUAAGAAGCGUUGAAGAUUGGGAGACCGUUUUUUUAAUAUUUCAAAAGUUGCUUUUAGAAUUUUCAUGCAUGGAUUCCGAAUCUUACUGUAAAUUGAUACAAGAUUUUAAAGAGGAAGUAGAUGAAUAUGAGUCCGCGUUUAAAUUAUUCAGAUUCUACGGACGAAAACCUCAAACAAAAUUCCUUUUAUAA
Messenger RNA from Funneliformis caledonium, 951 nucleotides. Lineage: Eukaryota; Fungi; Glomeromycota; Glomeromycetes; Glomerales; Glomeraceae. The record is from the annotation of a GenBank genome assembly.